AAACGUGAGUUCGAGGCGUGUGAACGUGAUUUUAGGCUUUUCGCUGACUCUCCUCGAUUUCCUCAAUUUCCCAGAUUUCGGCGCAGUGGGAAAAGCCACCUCCCGGCCCAGAGAAAAACAGAAGCGGGACCCCAGAGGUCGCGGAAACUGCAUACGAUUUGCAGUUGUGUGGAAAUAUGGACUUUACCACUAAUUUUCAUAGCCCUGCGUGUGUGUGUGAGCGUGCGAGUGUGAAAUCUGCGUGAAACAUUGCCAAAUCCUUCGACAGAUUUCUAUUUGCACCUAUUUUGCAUUCGGCAAUCGGCAUAUUGCCAUUUGCCAUUUGCCAACGACGCGAGUGUCAAUCGAGUGAAAGUAAACAAUGGUCGGCACCCAAAUGGAUAGGCGAUCGCGGAUCACUAGACUAAUAACGACCGAUGUGUUGUGUUGUCUGCUAAUGACCUUGUCGGUGGCUCUGCCUCUGGCCUCCGCGGGAUUCGGCUUCGACUCGGCCAACUCGUGCAGUCCCAACGGGAAGAUGUCGCGUCGUGGUCGAGCCCAGAUGCUGGCGGCGAUUCCCUGUGACCUGGGCCAGCAGGCCUUCUGCCACCUGCCCGGAUCCGCAUAUCCGUGGCACGCGGUCCGGCGUUUCGUCCACGAGAACCAGGGCCUGAUGAAGCGCAUGUACGGCGAUGUGCGGCACAUUUCCAUACUGCGCGACGAGAUCCAGAACAACGAGGUGGAUGCGGACGACAUCGAGGAGGCGGCGGAGCGGUACAGCAAGGAUGGUGGCCGCCGGAGUGCCAAGUAUCUCAUGAACGGCAGGGACCGCGAUCGCGAUGAUUUCGGGAACUUCAAGGGUAAUGACGUCCUAAUGGAACCCCAUUUCCGGCCGGUUUCUACGAGCACCACGAGUACAAGUACGACAACGACCACAGCUGCUCCGGAAGUAAUUAGUAGCACUACAAAUGGAACUCCCAGUGAGGCAUCUAGCUCGACUCCUGGAAACUCAACGAGUACGAGUACUACUCCCGCUCCAAUCUCUUCCGAACCAACUGAAAUACAAGCGGACAUUGUGGAGAUCCAACCAAGUCCAGAGUCGAACAGCGUCUACGAAGUGGUAGCUCCUUCACCCGCCACCUCCACUGGAAAACCUUCACCAGCCGAUGGCGAAAACAUACAGAUCAUCGACUCUCCCCAGCUGGGAUUGCGUAAUCUCAGUGGAGAGGCUAGUAAACCUUCCCAGGAACCACCCACUGCCACCCAAACAACAGCGAAGCCCACAAGCUCAACUGCCUCGCCCAGCAGGAGAAGGAAGCCGGCAGAGACCACCACCAUCAGCACCACCACCACAGCAGCCCCUCCAAAGACCUCGAGCACCAUGUCGCCUCCAAGCACAACAACCACAGCCACCCUGCUGACCCGUCGCAAUGCCACCAAGUACUCACCCGCAUCCCCAUCCGUGACCACGCCCGUCAGCUUCGCCUCGCUCUUCUCCGGCACCUCCAGCGGGCUCUUCAGUCCGGAGAAGCUGCGCAGGCCCUUGACCACCAGCAGCACAAGUGCUCCAGUGGCAGCUCCAUUGGGAGGAGGAGCCACUGGAAGCGCCACCAAGUCGGGACUGCUGAGGGAGGGUCAACUCUUCCAGGAUGCCAUGAAACAGGAGCCCGUGGCAGUGGCCAGCAACUUGCGAGGAGUAAAUGCCUGUCCCGUGAAGGAUGAAGUGGUGGCCCCCUUCUGGGCGAACAACACCCGUGGCGAGGUUUUAGCCCUCCUCAAUCUGUAUCCCUUCGAGCAGUACGUCCACUGGGAGAAGUGCACCCACGAGUUCAAGCAGAUGUUCUGCCGGGAUGGCUGUAGGUGCGAGCAGCAGUACCGGCUGCACAGAUUGCUGGCCUACGAUCCGCACAACGAGUGCCGGGGCAUCUUCUCCGACUGGUUCCGCUUUCCGUCCAGCUGCAUCUGCAAGUGCUACAACAUCCCCAUGGAGUUCCGUGCCACCUCGCGCAGUCCGAGAUCCGACAGCAGGUUCGAUGCCCCGCAAACCGAUCCCAUCGAGGCUGCCGAGGCGGAGGUCCAAAGGGCCAUCUACGAACAUGCCACGGAUGAGUGGUACCGCCCACGCGACGAGUUUGACUUCUUGGAGGGGUAAUCCAUUCGCAUCACCCUCUUGAGAUCCAUUGUACAGUAGUCUUAGAUUU
Messenger RNA from Drosophila takahashii, 2180 nucleotides. It is a transcript of the gene spz4, whose product is annotated as Spaetzle domain-containing protein 4. NCBI's taxonomy places the organism in Eukaryota, Metazoa, Arthropoda, Insecta, Diptera, Drosophilidae. Gene Ontology annotation, molecular function: growth factor activity; Toll binding. Gene Ontology annotation, biological process: innate immune response; central nervous system formation. The record is from RefSeq and is a predicted model, not a curated record. Gene Ontology annotation, cellular component: extracellular region.